AUGCCGUUGGUGGUGCAGCAGACGGGACCGUUGAGUUUUUGUAAUGUUACGGUGAUUUAUACGCAUCCUGGUCAUGACGAUUCCGUUCGUGUCAAUGUCUGGCUGCCACUCGAAGAGAAAGAAUGGAAUGGGAAUUUUUUCGGUCAAGGAGGAGGUGGUUACGCUGCAGGUACCGAUGGUGCACUAGCACCAGCUUUAUCCAUGGGCUACGCCGCAGCAAACGGUGAUGCCGGGCACAGCUGGUAUGAGAACGCACUGGACUCGUCUUCGUGGGCGACCAAGAGUCCACACAAUGUGAACUAUCAUUUGCUCAGCAUGUUGGGUCAUCGUUCUCUCGAGGAGCUCACUCUGAUUGCCAAGCAUGUCACGGAGAGUUAUUAUGGCAAGAAGAUCAAGUAUUCGUACUGGAGUGGAUGCAGUACUGGUGGUCGUCAAGGCAUGGUCCUGGCUCAACGCUACCCAACGCUAUACCAAGGCAUCUACGCUGUGGCACCAGCAAUGAACUGGGUGACUUUUAUCGUAGCAGAGUUCUACCCACAGAUCGUAAUGAAGGCUCUCAACUACUACCCAGCGGCCUGCGAGCUCAACGCCAUCACCGCCGCAGCAGUGGAAGCAUGCGACGAACUCGACGGCGUCAAAGACGGCAUCAUCUCUGCACCAGGCCAAUGCAAAUUCGAUCCCCAAACCAUCGUCGGACAAGAAUAUGAUUGCGCAGGCUCCACCCGCAAAAUCACCACAGAAGCCGCCAAAAUCGCCUCUGCCACCUGGUCUGGUCCCAAAGAUCCUGAUACCGGCAAAUCCAUCUGGUUCGGCCUAACACCCGACGCCUCUCUCCCCGGACUCGAUCCCAACUUCGGCGGAUUAGCAUCAACCACAUGCAACGAAGAUUCCACCGAGUGCAAACCACGACCCUUCCCCGUUGCCGCCGACUGGAUCCGCAACUGGCUUCUCAAAGAUCCCGCAUACGACCUCAGCACCAUUGACGAAGAACAAUUCCACAACCUCCUCAUCACGAGUUAUCAAGAAUACACCUCCGCCAUCAACACCGCCGACCCGGAUCUUCGCCGCUUUCAAAAAUCCGGAGGAAAACUCCUCUCGUGGCACGGCUUGCACGACCAAGUAAUUUCUCCCAAUGGUACCUCUUCCUAUCACGACCGCGUCGCAGCCCUCGUCGGCCCCAAUGUCAAAGAUUUUUUCCGCCACUUCGAAGCUCCGGGUGUCGCGCAUUGCUUUGGAGGCCCCGGAGCUUAUCCCACGACGGGUUUCCAGGAUUUGGUCCGAUGGGUCGAGCACGAUGAGCCGGUGGAGGAGUUGGUGGGGAGAAAUAUCCCGUGGCCCGGAACGGAUCGGACGAAAAUUAGGCCGUUUGCGAGGAUUUUGUGUCCGUGGCCACAGGUUGCUUCGUACAAGGGAGGGGAUGAGGCGAGUUUGUCGAGUUUUGAGUGUAGAGAUGGUUUUGAUUUGAGCAAGGUGAAGAAGAAGGAGGAGGGCAAGGCGGCGAAGGAUGAAUUGUAG
This is a messenger RNA of Sphaerulina musiva SO2202, 1515 nucleotides long. RefSeq names its product tannase and feruloyl esterase. The record is from RefSeq and is a predicted model, not a curated record. Bases 1 to 1515 code for a protein of 504 amino acids. The transcript is spliced from 4 exons. Lineage: Eukaryota; Fungi; Ascomycota; Dothideomycetes; Mycosphaerellales; Mycosphaerellaceae.